This is a messenger RNA of Diceros bicornis minor, 2491 nucleotides long. It is a transcript of the gene RILPL1, whose product is annotated as Rab interacting lysosomal protein like 1. The coding region runs from base 515 to 1765 and encodes 416 amino acids. The transcript is spliced from 7 exons. Lineage: Eukaryota; Metazoa; Chordata; Mammalia; Perissodactyla; Rhinocerotidae. Gene Ontology annotation, biological process: cilium assembly. Gene Ontology annotation, molecular function: protein dimerization activity. The record is from RefSeq and is a predicted model, not a curated record. Gene Ontology annotation, cellular component: ciliary basal body; cytoplasm.
GCGGGGCGCGCGGCAUCCCCGCGGGGGGAGCGGGUCACCCGGCCUCGGCGCCGCCAAAGUUUCCCGGAGGAGCCGCAGCCGCCCUUCCUUCCCAGGCCCCGGGCGCGGGGGCGACCCUCGGGCGAGAACUGUUUCCGAGGGCAGCGCGCCCCCCUCUCCGGCUAGACCCCGCGCCUCCAUUGCGCCCAAGUCGGAUUCCCAACUUGGGAGGCGCCGCGGGCCUGCGCACGCGCGCGCCUUCCUCGCCUCCUCCUCCUCCUCCCCCCACUUGGGAGCAGGCUCCGGGCCGAGCCGGGCGCCGAGACCCGCACCCCGCGCGCUGACCGCCGGCUCCGGGCCGCCGCCUCCGCCCAUGCCGGCGCCGGCCGGCCGCCCGGUGCGCCCUCGCCCGAGGGCCAGCUAAGCGCGGGCCGGCGGCGGCGCGAGGUGGGCCCGGCCCUGCGCUGCCCUCGACAGCGGCAAGUUUGGGAGUUGCACUAGUUUGCGGGGUGGGGGAGAGGCCGGGCGGCGGGCCAUGGAGGAGGACCGGGGGUCGGCGCUGGCGGCCGAGUCGGCGCUGGAGAAGAACGUGGCGGAGCUGACCGUCAUGGACGUGUACGACAUCGCGUCGCUCGUGGGCCACGAGUUCGAGCGGGUCAUCGAUCAGCACGGCUGCGAGGCCAUCGCGCGCCUCAUGCCCAAGGUCGUGCGCGUCCUGGAGAUCCUGGAGGUGCUGGUCAGCCGCCACCACGUCGCGCCCGAGCUGGACGAGCUGCGCCUCGAGCUGGACCGGCUGCGCCUGGAGAGGAUGGACCGCAUCGAGAAGGAGCGCAAGCACCAGAAGGAGCUGGAGCUGGUGGAGGACGUGUGGCGAGGGGAGGCGCAGGACCUGCUCUCCCAGAUCGCCCAGCUGCAGGAGGAGAACAAGCAGCUCAUGACCAACCUCUCCCACAAGGAUGUCAGCUUCUCUGAGGACGAGUUCCAGAAGCACGAGGGCAUGUCGGAGCGCGAGCGGCAGGUGAUGAAGAGGCUGAAGGAGGUGGUGGACAAGCAGCGCGACGAGAUCCGCGCCAAGGACAGGGAGCUGGGCCUGAAGAACGAGGAUGUCGAGGCUCUACAGCAGCAGCAGACGCGGCUGAUGAAGAUCAACCACGACCUGCGGCACCGCGUCACGGUGGUGGAAGCCCAGGGGAAGGCCCUGAUCGAGCAGAAGGUAGAACUGGAGGCAGAUCUGCAGACCAAGGAGCAGGAGAUGGGCAGCCUGCGGGCAGAGCUCGGGAAGCUGCGAGAGAGGCUGCAGGGCGAGCUCAGCCAGAACGGGGAGGGGGAACCCGAGACGGAGCCGGGCGGCGAGGAGAGUGUCUCAGAGGCGGAGAAGGCGGCCAUGGAUCUCAAGGACCCCAGCCGCCCCCGCUUCACGCUGCAGGAGCUGCGGGACGUGCUGCACGAGAGGAACGAGCUCAAGUCCAAGGUGUUUCUGUUGCAGGAGGAGCUGGCCUACUAUAAGAGUGAAGAAACAGAAGAGGAAAAUCGAAUACCCCAGCCUCCACCCAUCGCGCACCCGAGAAUGUCCCCCCAGCCGGAGUCUGGGAUCAAGCGACUGAUCUUUACAGCCAUAAUGCCCAUGGUAGCAGCUGGACUGAUAAUAGAUGAUCCCACACUGCAGCCUGUCCGACGACUUGUUUCCCUUGUAGGCACUGUGUUUUUCCGGUUUUGUUUGAGCUGUGCCUUUGGAAUGUCUGCUGCGGCUGCUGCUGCGGCUGGCCUGUCUUCUUUGGCCACUUGAGCUGCAUGGCCGUCACCUGCUUGUUCCCAUGAAGUGGGUGUCGAGUGUGAUUUCAGACAUGCCACUCAUGAUGCUCGGUCUGCACGAGUGAAGCCUCGGAAUUCUCAGCUCUGUCACCGAUCAUUCUUUUUGUCUCUUCUGUUUCUAUUCUAAAACCACCUUGUCCAUGAUCCAGUAAAGAAGGUCCUUUAAGUGACGGGUCAGUAAUCAACGCCCACUGUCACCCCCCCCGGCCCCGAGUGACACUAACACUGUUUUUGAUCUUCACGCCCUAGCUUUCUAAACCGCUUUGUUUUGCCAAGCCAUCGUCAGUAAGCCAUUUGAUCUUGUUGAAGAAAGGAAAAGCAGAGGAGGGGACGGAUGUUUUGAUUCUCUCUGUCCCUUGGAUAGGAAGUGGCGAGUGGCUUUCCUGCUUACUUAGUCAGGUAGAGGUGAGAUGCAACAGUGAUGCAUUGCUGCUGUUUUUUUGGCCAGCUAAUUGCCCUGAUUACACUAUGGGAAGAGCUCACAAAUAACCCGCUAUGAAAAACAUGCCUUCAUCUGCCUGUGCAUAUUAUCUGUCGUAGAGAAAAGAGACUUUAGCUGGUAGGGAGAAUGUCUCCAGAUAAACUUGGCUUGCCCCAGCUUCACGAUGAAACACCACUUUAUUCCUAGUAGGAAGUGAUUGUAGGAUCUAGUAACCACAGAAGAGUAAAAUCACUUUCACCCAGAUGUGAUUAAAACUGA